This is a messenger RNA of Arachis ipaensis, 1029 nucleotides long. RefSeq lists its product as uncharacterized. Lineage: Eukaryota; Viridiplantae; Streptophyta; Magnoliopsida; Fabales; Fabaceae. The record is from RefSeq and is a predicted model, not a curated record.
AUGGAUAGUGAGGAGAGCUUGUUGGUUCUAGUCCAAUACUAUGGUAAAAUAAAAAAAAGUAAUAGGCAUGGUGUUAAGUUCACAGAUAAAGAACCACUGAGCAUUUUUAUCCGUUUGACUGAUACUUUGUCGGAUCUGAAGAGGAACAUAUUGCAGAAGGCAGGGUUGUGUGGGGCCAAGUUGGUGAAUAAGGUGCUUUACAAGAUUCCGAUGGCAGUUGUGUCAAGUGGUGUGCAGUAUGAAACAUUUGUCAUAGGGUCGGAUGAAGACAUGGGGGUCUUGUUUCAUUGUCGGCGGAAUUUUCCGGAGGUGAGAAUACACGAGUUGUUUGCCAAGUUGGAAGACCGUCUAAAAAGUUCCGGGGCUUCAAUGCCAAAUCCUCAGUCGACGACGGUAGGGGGUGCUUCUACUUCGAUGCCUGUCGUUGCACCUGGUUGUCUCCUACCUGCACUUUCACUUGUUCUAGCACCGGCAGAUAGGUCACCUGGUUUGAUUACUAGUCUUGUUGGUGGUGGGGAUAGUGAGGAGGAGACUACAGUGCCCCCACCUGCACCUCAGGGGCCAUCCAGUUCUGGGUCCCACCAACAACCGCCGCAUUUCUCGACGCUUAACCUGGAAGCAGUGAGUCAACAACCGGAUGAUGCACACAUCUUCAGAUACCAAGGAUUACACGCGGGUAAUGCUUCUGGGAAAUUUCAGAUUGGUCAAUCUUUCCAGAAUAAGGAGGAAGCUGUGAUGAGUGUUAAGGAUUAUAGCAUUCGUCGUGGAGUUCAGUAUCAGGUUAUGAAAUCUGAUCAUCUGAAGUAUGUUGGGAGAUGCAAGGAGUUUGGAAAUGGCUGCACCUGGAUGAUCCGCGUGGAACUUUGGCAAUGCAAGGGUAACUGGGAGGUUAGAAGGUACAACAGAACCCACAUUUGUCUGGCCACAUCGAUUUCGAGCGACCACCGACAGCUCGAUUACAACAUAAUUUGUGCGAGGAUCUAUCCGUUGGUUAGGGCGGAUGCAGCGGUUACCAUAAAGGUGUUGUAA